Molecule: messenger RNA, 1386 nt
Organism: Seminavis robusta
Lineage: Eukaryota; Bacillariophyta; Bacillariophyceae; Naviculales; Naviculaceae
Source: the annotation of a GenBank genome assembly
AUGGCGAUGGUGCCAAGGUGUACUGCAGCAUUAUCCCUUCCUUCUUCCUUGUUUAUUAUCUACGAGGUAUUCAACGACCAUCGCCGAGGCAAGGGCACUCCCAUCCAGAGAGCCUUGGUUGGAAUGAGCAUCUUUGACUGUUUGUCUUCCUUUGGAUAUUUGAUGUCGUCUUGGUUCGUACCAAAAGGCUUCAUUUGGGGCAGCGCGGGAAACAUGACAACCUGCAAUCUACAAGGCUUCUUGGUUCUUUCAGCUUGUGGACCUCCCAUGUUCAAUUCCUGCAUUGCAGUGUACUGUACGCUCAUUAUCGUCUACCGGUGGACCGAUGCCAAGAUUGCCCGAUUUGAAAAGUACAUAUACCCUUUGAUUUUUGUCUGGGCCUUUGGAAUCAAUUUUGUAAUGAUGUUCUUUCAUAUCUACCAACCUGUUGGAUCCAUUUGUUGGCCAGCGGAAGUUUGGGGUUGCUAUGGAGGCAUUGACGUGGAAACAGGAGAGCCGUGUUCCGACCCACACAAUAAACCAAAAGCUUGGGUCUACGCUGUGGUUGUCUUUUACGUACCAAUCUACUUGUCCUUCCUUAUCAUCUUGUUUUGCUUGAUAAUGAUCUUUGUCGAAGUACGAAGGACCCAUUUGCGCCUAUUGAGAUACGCCUUUGGACAAGCGAGCAGCAACACAAACAUUUCAAGCAGUGUCCGAAGCAGUGUCCGAGCGAGCGUUUCCAAUCUACGAGGAAGCGUCGGAGGCAAUCGUAGCAGUGCCACCAACCAUGUUCAGGGACGAAGCCGCAAUGACCUGGCUCGCAUUGCAAACAAGGCGAUUCUCUAUUCGGUUAUCUUCGUGAUCACCUUCUUGCCUUCCACGGUUUGGUCUGUCUACGGUUACACGGGAGUGAGCCCAUUUGGUGUGGUCGUGGCUGCCCUGUUUUGUGAACCAUUGCAAGGCUUCUUCAACCUAUUGACGUUUGCACGAGAUCGACCCGCCACCCGGCAAAAGCUCAUUUCGUUCCUGACUUGCGGGCUUGGAUGUAGCUGCCUCGGCAACGGCCGUGCCGAUCGCAGCACCACUUCGCACCGUGAUGGUCAGAACGUUGACGAUUCUGGACAAGAAGCGAAACGAGAUACGGGAACAUCAAGUAUGGAAGCUUCCAACCAGGAUAUGCUCUUUGAUGAAGUAGUUCGAAACAAUACUGAGAGCAACGCCCGACAGAGCGAGAAUGUCGUAGACGAAGAAGCCAACCAAACGGAGAAUGACGAGGAUGCCAACAAACCGGAAGAAUCAUACCAAGCGCAGGGCGAAGAAGAUCACAACCCAGGCAUAGUUAGCGCCGCAGUGGACGAUGAUACUGGGCGUCGAACAUCGAGUGAUCUAGAGUUCGCAGAAGGAUAA